ACUUCAAAAGUUGACUCGGAUGGCUUCUGUUCCAUAGGAAUCAUAUUCCACCAAAUAAUCAGAGUGUAUUAAACUUUACUGCCAAUUUGGGCAGCACAUCUAAGCUCAAAUGCAAGAACUUUCACUGCAUAAUGUUAUCUUUCUUCUGACUCUUGUGUCUACCGGAAAGUUUCUCUGGUACUUGAUUCACUUCAUCAGGGAUACCAUUCCGCGCAAAAAUGAUGUAAAUAGGCAAGCUAAAAUGUAUUUUAAUGAUAGCUGGCCCUAUUUAAUCAUAAUGACCUGCCAAAUGGUCUAUUAUAUUUCUCUUGAGAAAUACGAUGAUCUUUGCAGUUUUACUAUAUAUUCUGCUAUAUAUGCCACUAUAUUGUUCCUCUGUCAGAACUGGGAUGAUAAAACGCUCUUAGCUAAGAAAAUAUUCUUAAGAAAUUCUUAUGAUUUGGAUCGUGCAAGUGGAAUGGCAGAAAAUUUCUACCACGGAUACCUCAACAUAAUUCUCCCUCACAGGGGAGAUGGAAAUAAGGGGAUCGUGGAAAGAAUCAAUGACUUUGAAGACAAAGAAGGUAUUACGAUUCCAGUAAAGAAGCUUCUAUUGGUGCUUCCCAGGGAUCUUUACUUUCCUCCAUUGCUCUCUGAUGCAAGUAACAAAAUUCAAACAAUCGCUAAUCUGGAAGGAACUAGGCGUGAUCGAGCAGGAACGACAAAUCGUAUAUACAAAAAUUCGGUAUAUAAGCUCCUUCCCCAAAAUUACUAUGUCGUGGCAGAAGCAGCAACGCCCCUUCUCUCCUUCUAUGAAGGAAUAAAAAACCAGGAUAGUGAAUCAAAGAUCCUGGCUGAAGAAGUAUACGAGAAAUUUUGCAAAUAUAUCGAGGAUCUCUUGAAAUCUAGUCCAGAAUGCCGAGAUUUGAUCAUCCCUGUACGUGUGCCAAAUAGAGACAGCGGAGAGAGUGCAGACUUGGCCAAAAUCCUUUCAGAUGUGAUUGAGAAGUAGCUCCUUCCUCCACAAUCUUCUAUGGACCAUUACCAACGGGAAAUAAAAUUUUUUAUUUUGAA
Lutzomyia longipalpis is the source of this 1053-nucleotide messenger RNA. It is a transcript of the gene Sting, whose product is annotated as stimulator of interferon genes protein homolog. The record is from RefSeq and is a predicted model, not a curated record. Gene Ontology annotation, biological process: activation of innate immune response; autophagosome assembly; reticulophagy. Lineage: Eukaryota; Metazoa; Arthropoda; Insecta; Diptera; Psychodidae. The transcript is spliced from 3 exons. Gene Ontology annotation, molecular function: cyclic-di-GMP binding; 2',3'-cyclic GMP-AMP binding. The coding region runs from base 110 to 991 and encodes 293 amino acids. Gene Ontology annotation, cellular component: autophagosome; endoplasmic reticulum membrane.